AGCACACUCCACUCGAUCAAUCAGACAGUUUUGCUCAGCUUUGCAGGUGGUCAGCAGUGAUUGGAGUUGGAUUUGGGCUUUGGAUUUCUCGGACUUCUCGGAUUUCGGAUUGGACAGGAUCAGGAUCAGGAUCAGGAUGAGGAUGCGAGGAGUGCUGGUGCUCCUGCUGUUGGUGGCUUGGAGCCAAGUGGAGGCGGCCACCCAUGUCAACAUUUCGAUUGCCCAGCAACCGGCCACAAAUCCCGCGGAUGUCAAGUACUUGGAGGGCAGUGCUCCGGCGGAACUGAGGGCAGGUCCUCAGCGGAGCGAUGGAGAUCAGGAUCAGCAGUUUCAGCGCAUCCAAUCCUCAUCGCAAUCCCAGCAACAGCAACAACAACAGAUGGUUCAAACCCAACAGCAGCAGCAGCAACCACAACAGUUGUCCCCUCGCCAGGGAUUGGGAUUACAGCCACCAACUCACACUGUGCAGGGUCAACCACCGAUGUCCAAGAAUGGACGAGUGCCCCGAAGGAGGAACCAAAGCAGACGCCCCUCGAUCCACCAGCAGCCACCAGUGAGCCACAGUGGCCAGUUCCGGCAGAGGAAUCAGCAGCUCCGCCAGAACCAGGAGUUCGAGCGGUACAUCCAGUCCUACCACAGCCAUGGACCCACUGUGGAGACGGUCUACGAGUCAUCGAAUCCCACCCCCCAGCGUUACACCCAAACCAGGGCCGGAGUAACAUCCUCCAUGGACGAUGCUGCCCCCCAGAAAUUGGUUACCAUUGAAGGUGGUCAUCGGUCCCAGCAGCUGAGGAUGUUCGAGCGCCAGGUGGCCGCUCCCGUUGCCAAUCAGGGUCAAAGUGCAAAUGUGGAGGUGGCACCAGCGGACAGCAAGCCCAUCUAUGAGCCAGCUCAGCAGGGGCCCAUUCAAACGCCCUCUGUGAGUGCCAGUUCGUCAUCGUCGGCGGGAGGAGCCAGUGCCUCCUCAUCCUCAUCCUCAGCCUCCUCUUCAUCGAGUGCUCCUGCUCCGGCUGCUCCUUCAUCAGAUUCCUCCUCUGGCUAUGAUUCCUCCUCUUCCGGAUUCAAUCCAGCCACCAGUUACAAUCGCCCAAGCUACGAUCCCAGUGGCUUCAACUACGAGGAUGCACCAGAGGUGGACUACCAGGAUCAGUAUCCCCCCGAGUUGGUGGACGAUGGUCAGGGCUAUGAGGACUAUGGCGGCGUCUCGGGCUACCUGCCACCUGCGCCUCCUUCCAGGGGCUACAGCCCACCACAACGACCGCUGGUGACCAAAACCAUUCAAAUAGUUCAGCCUGCCCUGAAGGCCAAGAAGUACGAGGUGCGUCAUCCGGCCAUUCAAAAGGAGUUCUAUGACAUUGAGGAGCGGGUGGUGAUCAAGCCGGCUGGCACUUUGGUGGUGGAACUGGAGCAUCCGGUGGCUAAGAUUCCCAAGGGGGAAACCUUACUGCCCCUGGGACAUCCUCAUCCCGCCGUGGCCUCUGCCUACAGUAAUGGCAAUAAUGGUCAGACUUAUGGCCACAACGGGGAGUACAGACCUUCGUAUGAGCCAGCUUCAGCUGGCAAGGAUCAGCAGACCACCACCAUAGGCUCUAGUGUCACGACAAUGCCCUCCUAUGACCAGGCACCCAAGGACGAAUAUGUGGAGUCGCGACUGCACCAGCAGCAGCAGCAGCAGCCUUUGGGCGAUGUCACCGAUGGUCAGCAGAAGAACUCCCCUCCCUCUUUUGUCACAGGAGUAGAUGCCCAGGGUAACGCCAUCAAGAUCAACUCCAAGCACCUCUCACCCAAUAUGGUGCAGAGGGCAGAGCAGCCGGAGCAGCAGGAUUACCCACGAUCCGGAGGUCAAAGGGUGGUCUAUCAGCCGAGGACCAACUACAAUCGCCAGCCUUACAACCAAGAGGAUGAUGACUACUUCUCUGGGGAGUAUCUGCCCAAUGUAAAUGCUGGCAAGGUGGAAAACAAGCCAGCUAGAUUGGAAUUGGCCGAAGUGGAGGAUCGGGAGGAGGCGGAGGAGCGACCCACUCAGAUCAUCAAGCAUGAGCACAAGAUUCACUUGCCACCCUCGCAGCAUAAUAUCUACUUGGGCAGCAGUCGAACCCAGGUGCCCCUCAAGGAAAGGAGAAUCCAGGAGGUGCCUGCCCAGGUCUCGGAAAUUAAACCCUAUCUGAAGAACCAUAUGGGACCCACUGUAGUUUAUGCCAAGAGUCAGCCUCCUAGGAGCUUCUACCACAAACCAUCCAGGCAGCGAAUUGCCGAGGAACUGGACUACAGUGCGCCCUAUUCCCAGAUGAGAUUCAGUCCGGAUGGGCCAGCCUCCCGCUUAAGGCAGUCCCAUCAAAUGGGUUACAAAUCUGAGAGAUUAAUGGAGGCACCACCUAAAAAUCAGGAAAAGGAGGAGCCCAAGAAGGAGCAGAAUACGCACAUACAAAUCCAGAUAGCCAAUGACCAGGUGGCCAGCACUAUAACGCCAGAUUGCGAUAGAGCAACGCAACAGAAGUCCCAGCGUUUGGUAGAGGCACCAGCCAAUUCCGAGGUGUCCGCCACACAGGCCACUCCCUCAGCCCAGGCCAAGUCCCAGCCAGACGUGGAUGUGUCCCAGAAUGGAGCCGCUGGCCACUUGAAACCCAAUGAGCGGGUCAUUGCGGCCACUGCUGCGCCCACAGAUGCCUCCGCCACCAGCGAGACCUUCCACAAGCGGCGCAUCGUCAUCAAUCAUCCAUUCCAAACGGUGCGCGAGGUGGUGGAGCACGAACCCUUCACCAACUACCACCAGAUCCAGGUGAAUGAGCCCGCUCCUCCCUCGCACUAUCAUCAGGCGUACUAUCAACCGGCGGCGCCACAAACCCACGGCAGUUUGGUCCACUUUCAGACUUCGUCCACCCAUGGCAACCUAUUUACUCCAUAUGGAUAAGUUGGGAUUAUGGGAAUCUCCGAAGUCUCCGAACUACGAACGCACCCGGCCAAUGCAUUUCCUCUGUUAAUUGUUAUCUUAGUUUUAGCAUAGAUAUCCCCUAAGAUAGAACCCAAAACCGGUGGAAGGGCCCUUUCCAUGAACACCCUGAUCUGCCUUCGCAUUAAUUCGCUUUAAUCACAUAGACUUAACUGCAGUUUUACUUGCCAACAAUAAAGUGCAUACAAAAUGCUAA
Molecule: messenger RNA, 3146 nt
Organism: Drosophila gunungcola (fruit fly)
Lineage: Eukaryota; Metazoa; Arthropoda; Insecta; Diptera; Drosophilidae
Product: myb-like protein Q
Exons: 3
Coding region: 137-2911 (924 amino acids)
Source: RefSeq, a predicted model, not a curated record